Gryllus bimaculatus (two-spotted cricket) is the source of this 2718-nucleotide messenger RNA. Lineage: Eukaryota; Metazoa; Arthropoda; Insecta; Orthoptera; Gryllidae. The record is from the annotation of a GenBank genome assembly.
AUGGUGAUGGCGCGGGCGCGGGCGGAGGCGCGGACGCCGCUGUCGCUGUUGCUGCUGCCGCUGCUCCUGCUGCUCCUGCGUGUGGGGCCGGCGCUGGGGGCGGUGCCGGACGGGGAGCAGGAGGCGGUGGCGACGGCGUCGGCGGCCGAGGACGGCGGCGCGGCGGAGGGCGCGUCGCCGUCGGGCGUCGUCGCUCUGGGCGCGGGCGCGGGCGAGGGGGCGUGGCGCUGCCCGGCGGUGAGCCGGCCGCCCGUGGUGGCCUGCGGCUGCGACCUCCCGCACACUCUGCGCUGCGCCGGCGGCGGCCGCGGCGCCCUGCGGGCCGUGGGCGCGGCCCUGCGCGGCCUGCCGCCCUCCGCAGCCGUCUCGCUGCUCGACUGCACGGGGCUGCGAAACCUGACGUUUCUCGACCUGAGCGAGAACAGCCUGUCGCACAUUGCGCCAGACACCUUCCUGGCGGUGCCUGCGCUGCAGACGCUGCGCCUGCGAGGGAACAAGCUCACCGUGGCGGUGGUGUCCGCUCUGCAAGGUCUCCAGCUGCUGCGCGACCUGGACCUGAGCGACAACAAGAUGGUGGGCCCGCUGGGCCCGACCACGCUGCCGCCGCUGCCCGCGCUGCACGUGCUGCAGCUGGCGCACAACCAGCUGAGCAGCGUGAAGCGCGGCGCGCUGCGCGACCUGUACGCGCUGGCGUCGCUGGCGCUGCACCACAACCAGAUCGACGUGCUGGAGGACCACGCGUUCCGCGAGCUGCGCAACCUCGUCUCGCUCAACCUGGCGCACAACCGCAUCGUGGCGGUGUCGGGCGCGUCGCUGGCGCACCUCGAGCUGCUCACCCAGCUCGACCUGGCGCACAACUUCCUGCGCGCGCUCACCGCCGACCUGACGGUGCCGCUGCGCAGCCUGCGCGAGCUGCGGCUCGACGACAACGACAUCUCCAUGAGCAUGCGAAGCGUGAAGUGCACAUUGCUCCUGGACAUUGUCGUUCCCUUGGGCGUGGCUCGCCGCUGGAAAAGGUGUCCUCAGAUAGUGCUCAGUUCGACCUCCGGGUACAUUGGGUCUAAGUGUCUCUUGCUAGGGACUACUUCCGGGCCACAGGACUACUACCUACACAAUCCGCUAAACUGUGACUGCAGUCUUGCCGAGUUUGCUGCCUGGCUGGCCAAUUCUAGUCAAUUGCCCGAAGCUGACCGUUCAACGGCAAUUUGUGCAACACCACCUUCUUUGGAAAAUGGACUGUUGAUUCAAGUGCCUCCUUACGAUCUUCUAUGUGGAGAGGAAGAAAUUAACCUAGCUCCCCCAGAAGGACCUUUGUCAAUUCAAGGAGCUUCAUCGGAAGUAUCUGCCUCAAAGGCAACUCUAUACUCCUUUCAAUAUGACGGCCUUCAAGUAUUUUUAUCCUGGAAUGUGGAUGCGAGUGCUAUCCCAUACACGUGCAAUUCCCUCAUUGUGUAUGAAGAGAUGGGAGUUCAUGAAGUGCCAGUGGAAUCAAUUCCUCUGCAAUGCAACUCUUCACAAGUACCAGAACCAACAACUCUUACAGUGUCUUUAGAAAGUGCAGAUUUGCAACAAGGUCACAACUAUCGUUAUUGUGUUUUGCUAUUAGAAAGUGGUGAAAUUGAAUCAGAUGAAGUCUCUUUAGAUUGGGGGUGCAGCGAUAUGAUUCGUUUGGAACUUACUCCCAGACAACAUUCAAUCCACAAUUCCAAUAAUACAUCACAGAUUGUUGCCAUCAGCUAUAACACGACUCAAACUGGAACGCUGUCAGUGUCAGUUCAAUUGUGGAGUCAAUUCUCAUCUCGUGUGUAUUGCAUGUUUACACUGACUGUGUACGCCAGUGAUAUUCCUAUUGCUGUAGAACGUUUGAACUGUUCUCAUCCAAAAGUGACUUUCCAUGAACUACCCAAAGGACCAUAUCGUGUGUGUGCAACAAUGGGAGAUGUGCCACUAACAGGUUCCCAAGAACAUUGUGUUUGGGUUCAAGGAGAUACGAAUUCCAAUACACUUGGAGGAUUAACAAUAGCAUUGGCUGCAACAUUUGCAGCAUUUAUUUCUUUGCUUGGUUUGUAUAUAGCUUCUAAACGACUAUUCAAGCAACCCAAACUGCUUCCUACUCACCAGUGUUUUCUUGCUGCACCAAUAGAUGUACAACAGCACUCUCGCUAUGUUAAACUUCAGGCUACAACAAGACUGUAAUGUACAUUAAUUCCAAGUGUCUCAGAUUCAUUUGCCUUUCACAAAACAGUGUAAAUAUAUUUUUAGAAAAGUAAAUAUUUCUUUUCAAUAUUGAUGUGUAAUUUUUAAUCUGUGAUACAUGUCUGCUUUAAAGAAAGCUAAUUUUCCCUUUUAUGAAGCCAUUGUGCAAUAAAUAUAUUACCAUAAACAACUUAUGAAUAAUGAACGAAUAUCAGCAAACCUGAAGGAUAAAUUGUCAAUGACAUAGUUCUCUUUCUAGUUUGCCCCUCUUUUCCCCCUUUCUCGUUUCGUUCCCCUUUGCCUCUCCCACAUACAUGUAAAAGAGUGGGAUACAUUUUUAUUAAAACGUGUCGCUUGUGGAAAAUUGAAAAUAUAAGCAUGUUCAAACAAUAGUAGUUACGAAACAGCCGAGAAAUAGUCGUUAAACAAAGGGAAGAUCGCAAAGGAAUCGCUAAUAUUAGCACAUUGAAAUGAGGGUGACAGCGCAAUAGUGGCCUAUCCCACAUUUUUAGGAAAUUGCGU